Messenger RNA from Myotis brandtii (Brandt's bat), 555 nucleotides. RefSeq names its product chromosome unknown open reading frame, human C8orf59 (gene RBIS). Gene Ontology annotation, cellular component: nucleolus. The record is from RefSeq and is a predicted model, not a curated record. The coding region runs from base 190 to 492 and encodes 100 amino acids. The transcript is spliced from 5 exons. Gene Ontology annotation, biological process: ribosome biogenesis. Lineage: Eukaryota; Metazoa; Chordata; Mammalia; Chiroptera; Vespertilionidae.
GCUGCCUCCCCCGGAACUUCCUGGGUCCUGCGCGUGCCUGUGGCGUCCCCGGAGCUGGAGCAGCGAGCAGCCGCGCGAGGGUGUGAGGUCGGCCUGGUGAGAGGAUAUACCCUCCCCGGAGCCUGCCGCGCCAGCCCGCGUGCUUCAGGGCCUGUCCCUCCGCGCCGCACCGGCUCAGAGGCGGAGACAAUGGCCAAGAACAAAUGGAAAGGGCAGAAGCCUAGGAAUGUGUUUCACGUAGCCAGCCAAAAACACUUUAAGGGGAAGAGUAAAGCAAAACCAGUUACCACGAAUCUUAAGAAGAUAAUCAUUAAGAACGUUGAAAAAAUUAAAAGAAUGAAUGAAGCUUUUGUGAACAUACAGAAGGAGCUUGCUCACUUCUCUCAAGGCCUUUCCCUCGAACCUCUGCAGAAACAGCUGGCUCUUCAGCCGAGUCAGGAAGACAGACCAGUGAAUGUUGACGAAGCUACGAGAUUAAUGGCUCAGUUGUAAUGCACCUGGUGAUGCAUCAGAUUCCCCCAAAGACCAAUAAAUUAAAUGCUUUAUACAACUUUA